Messenger RNA from Carlito syrichta (Philippine tarsier), 561 nucleotides. It is a transcript of the gene CSN3, whose product is annotated as casein kappa. The coding region runs from base 1 to 561 and encodes 186 amino acids. Gene Ontology annotation, cellular component: extracellular region. NCBI's taxonomy places the organism in Eukaryota, Metazoa, Chordata, Mammalia, Primates, Tarsiidae. The record is from RefSeq and is a predicted model, not a curated record. Gene Ontology annotation, biological process: protein stabilization; lactation. The transcript has 3 exons.
AUGAAGAGUUUUCUUUUAGCUGUGAAUGUCCUGGCAUUAACCCUGCCUUUUUUGGCUGCAGAGGUACAAAACCAGGAACAACCAGCAUGCUACGGGAAUGAUGAAAGAUUGUUCAAUCAGAAACCAACUCCAAAUUUCCCAAUUCAUUAUGUGCUGAAUAGCUAUCCUCACUAUGCACCCUAUUUCUACCAACCUAGGCCAGCUGCAUCAAUUCAUGAUCCAUAUAUGCCUUACCAAUAUUAUGUAAAACCAGCUAUAUUUAGGCCACAUUCCUCAGUGCAUCCCCAAAUUCCUCAGUGGCAAGUUCUAUCAAAUAUCCACCCACCCACCGCGAUGCAUCCCCCAUACCAACAUCCAGCAUUUAUUGCCUUUCCCCCAAAGAAAACUCCAGUUCAAACUGCUCUCCCUACCAUCAACACCAUUGCUACUGUUGAACCUACACCAAUUUCUGCCACUGAACCAGUGGUGAACAAUGAGGUCCCUCCCAAAGCUUCCUCAGAGUUCAUCAUCACAAGCACCCCUGAGGCCACCACAGUCCCAGUCUCUUCAACUGUGGCAUAA